AUGGGAGGCAAAUUAUAUGGCACUAACACUUUCCAGCAACGUAAAACACACACUAAUAAUACAACCACACACACUACAUCAACACCGACAAACUCCUUAACUACAACAAUAAUUCCGCCUGAAUUAUAUAUUAAAAUUUGUGAAUAUCUUACGCCAGAUGAUUUAUUUUCUUUAUCACAAGUAUCAAAAUAUUUUAGGAAUUUAUUGUGUUCAACAUCCGCUGCAACUCAAGCGAUAUGGCGUAAUUCUAGACUUCGAUAUUUGAUUUAUCCUAGAUGUCCAGCGCCACCAGAUGGGAUGGAUGAAAGACAAUAUGUUAUUAUUACAAAUUUGGCGAUAAGAUGUCAUGAAUAUAGACUUAUAAACCAUUAUAAAAUUCCAAAAGAUUCAUUAUGUGGCCUUACUUAUACCGCACCAUGUAAUUAUAAAAUCUAUUGGAAAGAUGAUAUUCGAACAGCUCAAGAAAACUAUAUGGCAGCUCUGGAAACCAAUAAUAUUGAAGAAUAUAUUAAAAAACAAACUAUUAAACUUAAUAAACAAUUAGAACAAAUAGAAUUACAAGAAUGGGAAUUUAAAAAUGAGAUGGCAAGAUGGAAUUAUCAAAAUACAUUAUUAUUUGAUGAAAUUAAAUUAAGAUCUAGUUGCAUAGCUGAAGAAACAGCUAUUGAAAUGGGGUUAGAUAUUGAAAAAUUACAAGAUUGGGGAAUAUAUUGGUAUCCUAUCGGUAAUGUUUGUAGAACAUUAACUGAAGAUGAUUGGAUUGAUUGGAGACGUGAAGUUGAAACUGAAUGUUCUAGGAUUAAGAGAAAAAGUCAGAGAUGGUUUCAUAGAUUUUCUAUAAGAUCUACUAUUUAUUAA
Molecule: messenger RNA, 858 nt
Organism: Dentiscutata heterogama
Lineage: Eukaryota; Fungi; Glomeromycota; Glomeromycetes; Diversisporales; Gigasporaceae
Source: the annotation of a GenBank genome assembly